AUGAGUGAAAGUGAUUCCGAUGGAACGAGCAGUAGUUCCGAGCUGGACGCCACCGGAAGGCGCUUCAAUCCUCUGAAAGCCCUCUAUUCGGCCAAAACGAAGGUUCCGGUUGCACGGGCACUUCUACACGACAACGUGCAAACUUUGGAGGCCAAACAGACGACCCUUGGCGGGUUCGAGCAACCGUUUAAUGCGGUACGUUUGAAGCAAAUCCGGGAGGCCGCUGGUUCGAAAAAGAAGAAACUAGAUGCAACCAGCGAGAUUCCCAAGCGAAGAUUUGAGCCGUCGCAAGGUCUCGUCAAAGUAGAACGGCCGAUGCGACACAGGCGGAACCUUUUCAGUCGCCUCGAAAAGUGCACCGAAGGCCCACUGGGCGCGCUGAAGCAGUGGAUGGAUCAGAGAACCCGCGUCCGGGUCUACAUUCGCAAGCAGAAAGGCGUCGGGGGGCACGUAUCCGGCAUCAUCGAGCUUUUCGAUCGCCACUGGAAUCUGGCCAUUAGUGACGUGGAGGAAUCAUGGAGUCGCCGAAAGUUUCGUUACUCCGCGAACCGGGUGGCCGGGCUCGGAGAGCCCCAGGACUGUAGCGAUCGUCUCCGUCAGCUAGGCAUCACUUUGCCGACGGUAAAGGUAUGUGAGCAGCAGAACAAUAAAAAGUAUGUGAUAUGUACCCGGGCACUUCCGCAACUGUUAGUUAAAGGCGAUCACGUGGUGCUGGUAACGCCGGAACCGGCCGUCGUGCUGAAGAAGGAGGGUAGUAAAGAAUAA
Molecule: messenger RNA, 765 nt
Organism: Anopheles bellator
Lineage: Eukaryota; Metazoa; Arthropoda; Insecta; Diptera; Culicidae
Gene: Lsm11
Product: U7 snRNA-associated Sm-like protein LSm11
Exons: 2
Coding region: 1-765 (254 amino acids)
Biological process (GO): mRNA 3'-end processing by stem-loop binding and cleavage
Cellular component (GO): U7 snRNP
Molecular function (GO): U7 snRNA binding
Source: RefSeq, a predicted model, not a curated record